UUCUUCCUCUAAUCACGCGGAUUACAGUCUGUUUUUCCAUUUCUCUCUCUACGAAAAUUAAUGGUAUAAAUCCAAAAGCAGAGAGAGAAAGAGAACGAGUAAGAAGAAGAAAGCAAAGCAUAACAUUUUCCAAACAAAAAUUGAUUUAAACUCUUCGGUCUCGAUCUUGAUCUGUAUCGGAAUUGGUAGAUCCAUCGGAAUCAAAUGGCUCCGGUGUCGGCUCUGGCGAAGUACAAGCUCGUAUUCUUGGGAGAUCAGUCCGUCGGUAAAACCAGUAUCAUCACCCGCUUCAUGUAUGACAAGUUCGACAACACUUACCAGGCUACUAUUGGUAUCGAUUUUCUGUCAAAGACAAUGUAUCUUGAAGACCGCACUGUUCGAUUGCAGCUCUGGGAUACUGCUGGGCAGGAAAGAUUUAGGAGUCUCAUUCCAAGCUAUAUCAGGGAUUCCUCUGUAGCAGUUAUUGUAUAUGAUGUUGCAAGCAGACAAUCAUUUCUAAAUACUGCCAAGUGGAUUGAGGAGGUUCGUACUGAGCGAGGGAGUGAUGUUAUCAUUGUACUCGUUGGAAACAAAACAGACCUUGUAGAGAAAAGGCAAGUUUCAAUAGAGGAAGGAGAAGCCAAAUCUCGUGAACUCAAUGUUAUGUUUAUUGAAACUAGUGCGAAGGCUGGUUUUAACAUCAAGGCGUUAUUCAGGAAGAUUGCAGCUGCCUUACCAGGGAUGGAAACACUCUCAUCAACGAAACAAGAGGAUAUGGUUGACGUCAAUCUCAUGUCUUCCAACGCAAAUACAUCGCAAUCACAACAACAGUCAGGCGGAUGUGCCUGUUGAUUUUUUACCCUGUUGAAUGCAAGCUGUAGUUUCUGUUGCACCAUUUCGAUCCUGUUGUUUGUAAAGUUAAGCCCCUGCUUCACCUUUUCUUUCUUUUCUUUUUUUUUAAUAGAACUUUGAUCGUUGGUAUAUUAUUGAUUGUCGAAAAGGUUUAGUAGGCCCUUGUUGGGCUAUAAUGAUUAGAAACUGAAAGCUAUUUGAGAUAAAGUUUUCACAUGAGAACUCUUCGCAUAAAGUGGUUUAUUUUACAAUAUCGUUUUUGUGGUUGA
Humulus lupulus (European hop) is the source of this 1100-nucleotide messenger RNA. RefSeq names its product ras-related protein RABH1b. The transcript is spliced from 6 exons. Bases 205 to 831 code for a protein of 208 amino acids. NCBI's taxonomy places the organism in Eukaryota, Viridiplantae, Streptophyta, Magnoliopsida, Rosales, Cannabaceae. Gene Ontology annotation, molecular function: GTPase activity; GTP binding. The record is from RefSeq and is a predicted model, not a curated record.